AUGGUCAAGCGAUCGUUAUCUUCAUCCCCUCCCUCUUCACCCGAACAAACCAAACCUUCUUCCUCAUCCUCAUCAAUCGACGAAGAACCUUCACCCAAGAAGUCACCCAGAAAAUCCAACACCAUCAGUAACAAUAAAGAAAGUUGGGACGCAGACAAAAAGAGGAUCGUAGUUGAGAUGAUAUUGGAAGCGGGAUUCAAGUCUGUAGAAUAUAAAUUGAUGAGUCAACGUACCGGUCUUACCACCAAACAACUUCGAGAUGCUCUCAAAUCUCGUCAUGACGGAGGUACCAACCUCAGAUCUCACCUCAUCAAGUCUGUCAUCCCGAAAUAG
Molecule: messenger RNA, 333 nt
Organism: Kwoniella botswanensis
Lineage: Eukaryota; Fungi; Basidiomycota; Tremellomycetes; Tremellales; Cryptococcaceae
Exons: 2
Coding region: 1-333 (110 amino acids)
Source: RefSeq, a predicted model, not a curated record